This is a messenger RNA of Nematolebias whitei (Rio pearlfish), 1051 nucleotides long. It is a transcript of the gene usb1, whose product is annotated as U6 snRNA biogenesis 1. Gene Ontology annotation, molecular function: 3'-5'-RNA exonuclease activity. The transcript is spliced from 7 exons. Lineage: Eukaryota; Metazoa; Chordata; Actinopteri; Cyprinodontiformes; Rivulidae. Gene Ontology annotation, cellular component: nucleus. Bases 117 to 983 code for a protein of 288 amino acids. The record is from RefSeq and is a predicted model, not a curated record. Gene Ontology annotation, biological process: U6 snRNA 3'-end processing.
AGCGGAAGUGGCCGCAGAGAAGCUGUUUUUACUCGUCAUUUCGGGUCGAAUUUCUCGGUUUUGGCCCGUCAUUCGGUUGGUUUGUUUUGAAGGCUGUCCUGACGGAGUUUUUUAGGAUGUUAGUCGGAUACAGCAGCAGCUCUGAUGAGGAGGAGGACGGGGAAGAAAACGGAAGAGAUGCGGCGAAAACACGACGCCGAACCCGAAAAAGUUCCCGAAAUUCUGUGGAGGAAGAUCGCAUAAAUAGCGAUGAUUUCCCAGCGAAGAAAAAAAGUAAAAUAGCAGAUAUGAUUCCCAGAACAAGACUGCCUCUCCCUGGAAGCCUCCUGGACAUGUUUCCUGAUGAAGAUAAUCCUCAGACUGAAGACAGUUCCCUUCAUGGUGGACGUGUCCGCUCCUUCAAGCACGAGAGAGGAAACUGGUCCACUUAUGUUUAUUUUCCUUACCAUCCCGAGGAGGAGUUUCAGGAUCUGUUGGAGGCGCUGCUGUCGGCAGCGGGGUCUCAGGGUCUGGUUCUGACCCCACAGGAAGAGUUCCACCUCAGUCUGUCUCAGACAGUGGUGCUCAGACACCACUGGAUCCAGCCAUUUACACAAAGUCUCAGGACAGACUUGGCCCACUGCAAAAGGUUCUUCUGCUCAGCAGAGAGACUGAAGAUCUACUGUAAUGCCGAGAAGACGAGGACGUUCUUGGGGAUAGAAGUGUCCUCGGGGCACACUCAGCUGUUGGAUCUGGUUCAAGUUGUCGACAAAACAAUGAUAGAGUUUCAGCUGGAAACGUUCUAUGAGGAUCCAUCCUUCCACGUGAGUUUGGCCUGGUGUGUUGGAGACCUGACAGAGAAGCUGAAGGAGAUCUUAGAGGAGCUACAGAGUCUCGUAUACGGCCGUGAAGAUGGGCCUCUUCCGUUGGUCUUGGACUGUGCAGAAGUUCGCUGCAGGACGGGAAACAAGACUUUUCGCUUCUCUCUGGAAGAUAAAACAUGACCUAAACUGUUCAGUGGGUUUGACAGAGGACUCACCGAACGCUCAGGACGACAGGAAUCUCCUUUAAC